Messenger RNA from Malassezia vespertilionis, 2187 nucleotides. RefSeq names its product threonine--tRNA ligase (gene MST1). The transcript has a single exon. Gene Ontology annotation, cellular component: cytoplasm. Gene Ontology annotation, molecular function: threonine-tRNA ligase activity; ATP binding. The record is from RefSeq and is a predicted model, not a curated record. Lineage: Eukaryota; Fungi; Basidiomycota; Malasseziomycetes; Malasseziales; Malasseziaceae. Gene Ontology annotation, biological process: threonyl-tRNA aminoacylation. Bases 1 to 2187 code for a protein of 728 amino acids.
AUGCUGCAUGCUGCGAUGGAGCAAGUGCUGGGGCCAAAUAUACUAACAUUCAUGCCCACAGUCACGUCCAGUUUGGGAGAUCAAGCAGAUGGAGCCUCUGGAUUUACGUACGAGGCCGUGCUUGCUGCACCAACCGCACCAGUCGAGCAAGGCGUCGACAUGACCGAAACAAAGCGCAACAUUGACGCAAUGCUUGCACGCAUGUUUGCAAGCUUGCACAGCGCGCCGAAAGUGAAAAAAGAAGAUAUUGCGUUGCUGGAGAAGUGCAUCAAGCGGCUUGGUAAUGACGGGCUAACGUUUACCAAAUCACACGUUUCAUGGUCAGAGGCGUGGGCUUUGUUUGCACAUAACCCGCUCAAACUGCAAGCAAUGCUUGCCUAUGCUGACGAUGCACAAGGCGUGCCGCUUGUGCGCUUGGAAAAGACGAACUUUGUGGAUUUGUGGCCGUGGAACGUGGACGAAGCCGUGCUGUUGCGAAAAACAAAGCCCGUCAAGGCGGUCAAAGUUCUGGGCUGGUCCGCAGCCUCGCUUCCUCCCGAACUGAGCGGCAUUGGUCUUUUACAAAAUACCCAGCCGAUGCUUCGCAUUCGUGCUAUUUCCUUCCCUUCAAAUGCAGCAUUGCAAGCAUACAAUACCAGCAUCGCUGAAUCUGAAAAGUCGGACCACCGACUUCUUGGGAUCGCUCAGAGUCUCUUUUUCUCGCACGAGUCUUCGCCAGGAAGCCCAUUUGUAAUGCCGCAUGGGAUGCGCUUGAUACGUAAGGUAGAACGUGUCAUUCGCGACCUGUACGCCGCGUUUGGGUACGAAGAAGUCCAGACUCCGCAACUAUACCGCAGCACACUCUGGAAACAAAGUGGACAUUGGGACAAGUACCGCGAAGAUAUGUUCAGCGCCAAAGGAUUUGCCGACGAGCCAGAAGAACAUGCGAGCUGUGGUGCGCACGACCACCAAGCAAACUUGUUCGGGUUAAAGCCCAUGAACUGCCCAGGCCAUUGUGUCAUGUUUGCUCACCAGCCGCGCUCGUACCGUGAACUGCCGCUCCGGCUUGCCGAGUUUAGUCCUUUGCACCGUAACGAAGCGUCGGGCGCCUUAUCUGGCUUGACACGCGUGCGCCGCUUCCACCAAGACGAUGCGCAUGUUUUUUGUACGGCCGACCAAGUCGGUACAGAGAUCCAAGCGAUGCUGCACAUGCUUGCCCUGGCGUACGGCGUCUUUGGUUUUGGCAAUCGAUUCGAGCUUGUACUGUCCACGCGCCCUGAUAACUUUAUCGGCGACAUUGGCCUCUGGGAGCAAGCCGAGGACAGCUUGAAGCAAGCACUUGAAAAAAGCGGGCGGGCGUGGGCAUUGAACCAAGGCGACGGUGCGUUUUACGGCCCCAAAAUUGACAUUCGUCUUGUCGAUGCCAUGGGCCGGAAACACCAAACAGCGACUAUCCAGCUUGACUUCCAGCUUCCUGAGCGGUUUCAGCUUGAGUAUGCGGUGCCGGAAGGAGGUAGUGAGGGACAGGGCACACACACCGGCCAUGCACGCCCUGUCAUGAUCCACCGCGCGAUUUUAGGCAGUUUUGAGCGGUUUCUUGCCAUUUUGCUCGAGCAAUGUCGGGGCUGGUGGCCGUUCUGGAUGAGCCCGCGCCAAGCGGUGGUUAUCCCUACGUUCAGCUCGACCGAUACUCAUGUCCAGGACAAGAUUCUCGCGCAUGCGAAACAUGUACACCACGCCUUGAGCCAUGGUGGAAAGACGGCAGACGAUACCAAAAAGCGCCCAUUUCUAUCCCCGACCAUGGCCGAUCAUGCGCUGCAAGUGCCUACGCGUUCACGCUUUGACGUGGAGCUGCCCACACUGUACUUAGAUCCAUCGGGCGAUACACUUGGCAAAAAGGUGCGACAAGCCCAGCUGCACCGGUACAAUUUCAUGCUCAUUGUGGGAGAGCAGGAGGCAGGGCAAAAUACCGUUUCCCUUCGUAUUCGCGACGAACGCAACGCGCCUGCUUGGCACACGAGUCUCGAGGCGGAGAACAUGCAAGGCUCCGUUCCCAAAGCCAAAGUACAAGACAUGAUUCUUGACGCGAUGCAGGCCACCUUUCCAGACAAAUUCGCCGCCGAUUGGACGCCAUCGGUGGAUCUCGGGCAAUGGAGCGUGCCCGAACUGCAUCGCUUGUUUGGCGUCUUGGAUGCGUUGCAUGUAUAA